UGAUGCUAAUUUGGCACCAAUUCGUUAAACCUCAAGCUUCAUUUUAUUAGCUUGGUAUGCCAUAAUGUAAUGAAAUUUCAUGCCGGCUGAUUUCGAAUGUUUUUAAAAAAUACCAAUCAAGCGAAAUUUAAUUAAAUAUUAGCAAUAAACUGCAAUCAUCGCCGCUACCAUCAACGAUGGAUUCUCUACACCAACGAUUAAACUUGGUCAUCACCUACGUGGACAAAGAAGGUCCCUUUCUAAAAGUGUGGGGGCAGGGGCAAGCUGAAAAAAACAAUUUGAUGUAUGUGGAGCAAUUUCUGGGACGAGCGGGGCCGCAACUCGACCAGGGCGCUAGUAAAAUACCUGUCGAGGCUCUCCAUGUUGAUUCUGUAGUUUGUGCCAAAUUUAAAGACAACAGAUACUACAGAGCAAGGGUAUUAAGCAUUGAUUACCUAAACACUGAAUACCAAACUGAAUGUUAUGUUGAAGUCUCAUUUAUAGACUAUGGAAACAAAGAUAUUGUCCGUCUAGAUAACAUAAGGAGCCUACAGAGUUUUCCUUCAUCAUUUUUAUCUGUACCUCCUUUAGCUACAGGUUUUAUACUUGCAGAAGCUCAUUGCCCUGGUGGUGGGGAAUGGAAAGAUCAAGUUUUUGAUGUAAUAUCAAAAGAGCUCCGUUUUAGAGAAGUACAGUGCCAAGUACUAACACAAGCCACACAAUAUUAUCUAGUUAAGCUGUUUAUCAUUGAUGGCAGUGACAUUGGUGCCUUAUUUAUUAAUAGGGGUUUAAUGCAACCAAUAACAUUGGUUGUCCAAGAAGCGGUUCUAUUAAGUAUGAGCAUUCAAAAGAAAGAUAAUAAAGUGGCUGUGGCAGCUUCUGUGCCUGCUCAGCCACCACCACAUCUUGCAAUUAAUACCUACAAGGCUUGUGUGUUAGAACCGAAUCAAGAAUAUGGAGUCUAUGUGUCGUUUGUCAAUGAAGGUCCAACACAUUUCUCGGUGCAACUUCAAAAAUCCGAAUACAUUCUGGCCAGAUUAAUGAAAGAAAUUAACGAAAUCAACUUGAGAUUAUUGGACGAAGUGCCGCUUCCAGGCACCCUUUGUUUGGCUCGGUGUCAGGAAGACGGCAACAUUUGCAGGGCCGUGGUUACUAACGCGGUCGACAAUCAAUUUAAGGUUUUCUAUGUAGAUUUCGGUAACUACGAAACGUUACCGUUCGAGUGUCUGUAUCAAAUACCGUUUUCCUUUGUCCUGCCGAAAGUUAUGGCGGUCAGGGUGGCACUGAACGGCGUCGAAAGGUCCACAGUUACUAUUGAAAUGAUGUUGGCUUUCAAGAAGUUUGUCGAUAAUAGACUGCUGUGCAUGAAAGUGUUACCUUCAGUGAAAAAAUCCAUUAUAAAUAAGUGUGAACUUUGGGAUCCUGAAACUAAGAUUACCGCCUUGGAUGUAAUUAACAGGGCAGCUCAACACGCUUACCCGGAAGCGUUACCUCUAACCCGCGGCUUUACCCAACCAAUCAAAGUCAGCUACGCAUUCAGCUGUAACCGGUUUUACGCGCAGCUCGCCAGCAAAGAACAAGAACUGGCGAAACUUAUGGAAGACUUACAAAUAUCUUGCCAAACCAGCGAUCCUAUUUCAGAAGUGAAAAUCGGUCUUCCAUGUUGCGCUCCUUUCGAAAUGGAUCAGUUAUGGUACCGAAGCGAAAUCGUCGCUGUCGUGGACGCAGAAACGGUCAAAGUCAGGUACAUUGACUAUGGUAACGAGGAAGCCGUUCCAAUAGCAAAUCUGAGAAUGGUGGAGGGAGAAUUGUUAACUGUUUUGCGGCCCCAGGCAAUUGAAUGCUGCCUAACCGGUUAUCAGAAUAUGGAACCAGAUGAAACCAGAGAUGCCUGUUUAGAGGAACUCAUUCUGGAACAGACGUUUACUAUGAAAGUAACUGAAAUGAUUGGAAAAAAGGCUCUAGUGGAAUUGUACGAUAUGAACAACUACAACGUGGCAUCGUUGCUUUUGGACAAAUUAGCCACUGCCAAAAGUCAAGUUACUCCGACGAUGUUGGUGCAGGCGGGAAAUACUUUGGAACACAGAAAAUCCGCAGAUUUGUCUGGCGAUGCGAGAUCGACGUCUCAAAGGAAACCAGCCAGGCAAAACGAAGUAAAUUCCAACCAGGCAACGUCACCUGAUGGCUCAUGGAGACAACAAAAUAAAGGAUUUGACCGUAACGAUAGAAAUGACCGAUACAACAAAGACAGAGGUCAGCAGGGAGGCAUUAAAGACAGACUAGAUAGAAUAAAGGGGGAUUAUAAAAGCGGAGAUAAUCGGAACAACAACUGGAAUAGGACUGAAAAUGGAUUCCAAAAUUCUCCUUCAAUAAGCAGUCCAGUUAACGAAGGCGCACCCUCGCCUGCAGAUCCCGGUUGGGGCGACGAUUCUCCCUCUCCAGUUCAUCAUAACAGUUUCGACAAUAGAAAACCCAGAGAUAAUAAGUUCGGAGAUCGAAGGGAUAAUCGGGAAGAGGGUUAUAAGAAGAGGUUCGAUGAUCGUGGUAAUAGAGAGGACAGAGGUGACCGCAAUAACGACCGCGGAGGACGUUUUAAUCAUAACAGGGAAGAUAAAGACAGUUGGGGCGAUAAGAGCGACAGAAGAGGAGGUCGAGACACCAACCGUGACGAUAAUAGAGGAGACCGUUUCGGAAGCAGGCACAAUCGGGAGGAUAAGCAGAGCUGGGGCGACAAUAAUAAGUUCGAUAGAAAGGAACGCUGGAACAAUCGUGAUGAAAAUAAAGGAGAUAAUUUCGGAAAUAGGAACAAUCGUGACGAGAAUAAGGGAGAUUUCGGUAGCAGGAACGACCGCGGCGGAUGGAAAAACAAGGAUGGGGGAAGCGAUGGCUAUCGGAAAGAUUUUAGAAAGUCAAAUUACUCUAAAUAUAAAAGAGACGAUAACGACGUAAAUUCGAGCGGAUCGGAGCGCAGUUUUCGAAAAGGGCCCAGAACCAGCUCGCGUAACGAGUUCGGUGCAGCAAAAAGGACAGGCAACUCGUUUGGUACAACACCGACCGAUUCGUGGAGUGUGAGUGACGUCAGCACGCCGAUAGAUACCGUACCCAAUACCGCCACUUUUGAACAGUUAGACGUGGUUAAUACGGAGGCACUGGUCGUGAUCAGUUGGUUCCAUAAUCCCGGACAUUUCUAUUGUCAGUUACACAAUUCACAAGCCGAAUUUAAAACGCUUAUGGAAGAUAUCCAGCAGUUUUAUAGGAAUAGGAAGCCAGAGAAUGGUGUAGUGGGAGCUCCGGUUGUUGGACUGUUCCCCGAAGAUAAUGUUUUGUAUAGAGCCCAAGUCUUGGAGACCCUGGGAGGUGGAAAGUAUAAAGUUUUCUAUGUAGACUUCGGGAAUGUGUCUACAGUUCAAAAAAUUUGGCCUAUGGAGAAAAAAUUCAUGCAAAUGCCGGCGCAAGCGAUUUGCUGCAGCCUGACCGGAAUACGGCCUGUCGAAGGAGAUACUUGGCCCGAACCUUCAAAUUUCACUUCUUAUUUCGGCAAGGAGUCGUUUAUGGCCCGGUUUUUAAGCAAAGACGAUAACAAGGUGUUUAUGGAACUAUGGGACAAUCAAGAACAAGUAGCACAGCAGCUAGUACAAGCGAACCUGGCAGCGGAGGUUGCUCAACAACAGUCCGGAAAAAGCGAUAUCGAAAUUCCUCUUUUAUUAUCUCAGCAGUUGAGGGUGGUCUUAAAAAGUGUCAAUAGUUUAAGUGAUAUUAUUGUGUCCUUAGAAAGCGGUUUGGCUUUGACAUGUAAAGCUCAUAAUUUGGAGAUGGCUUCUGAGACUUUUGUGGAGAAUUUAAAGGCGUUCAUCGAGCAUCAAGUGAUAAUUUUCGUCGAUAAUGUGCUGGAAAACGAGUUGCUAGAUGUGACCUUCUACGACAACGAGGGAAAUAAGAUUGUUAUUUUACAACCCGAUGAGGGAGCAUUUGAAAAUGUCGAGCCACUUUGUCCAAUGGUUAUUAUUAGUUCGCAGAUUUACGGGUUUGUUUCGCACGCCAAUGAAACAUCAGUAUUUAUUCAGCCGAGCGCAUAUGCGGAUCAAAUUGCCGCAUUAUUGGAUAAAAUGUUUGAGUCUUACGAGAAUCAGAGUGAAGAGGAUACAAUUAUCCCGGAAGAAGGUCUAAUCUACGCGGUCCACAGUCCUGACGGCAACUGGUACCGCGGACGGGUGGAUGCUUUCGACGACGAAAAAGCGACGAUAUUUUACGUUGAUUACGGCAAUGGAGAAGACGUGCCUCUAAGCCAAAUCAGAGCUCUAAAGGCCGACUUUAAUGUGCCCCAUAUGUUAUGUUUACAGAUAAACAUUUUGGACGGAUCAGCGCUGUCUUACCUGGAAAAAAAUAUCUUAGUAUAUAUUUACUUUGGCGAAAGUGGUUGGGAAGGUACCGUGCAAGAUUGUGCUCAAUAUACUCAAGAGGCAGACGUUGCUUGCGUAGCUGAGGAAGCUACAUUGGAAUCAGCUUGUUUAAUGCCUAAAGAAACUGGGGAAGUAAUUAACGAAGUUGUUGAACCUGUUGCCGCUGAACCAGAAGUCAUACCAGAACCUGUAAUCCCAUCGAAAGGCACCGCAAUUUAUGUGAGUCAUGUGGACAGUCCGACGGAGUUCUAUAUUCAAUUAGCAGAAUCAACGGUUGCACUGAACGACUUGCAACAGAAUUUACAAGAAAUCGCUGAAGAGUUAUCGGUUUUAGAGAAUAUAACCGUGGGGGUCUUGUGUGCUGCUCAAUUUAGUGUCGAUCAGCAGUGGUACAGAGCCGAAGUCUUAGACGCAGACGAAGACAUCACUACCGUCCGGUUCGUAGAUUACGGCAAUACGGACGUUAUAAAUAACAAAACCGCCCAAAUUAAAACACUGCCGACAAACUUAUUAUCCUUGGCGGUUUACGCUACUAGAUGCAGCCUCAAAUUAAAAGCGUUAGAAGACGAGUGGAGUCAAGAGGCAAUCGAAUCCUUCCAGGUAUUGCUGGGUAACCAGGAAAAUCUGAGUGCUGAAUUCAUUAUUCAAGACGAAAAGACGAAUAUUGUAGAGUUGUAUUCGAAUGGGGUGAACGUUAAGGAGGGUUUGUUGGCUCAAAACUUGGCGGUGCCCUGUGAAGUGGUCGAAACAAGUAAAUCGACAUGUUUUAUAAGCAACCUAAAUUCGCCCUCGGAAUUCUGGGUGCAAAUGGAGAAUUGCAUCGAUGAAUUGGAAUGGAUUGCCGAACAACUUUCUGGUGCAGAAAAAUUCCCGGAGCUAGAAGAUAUGUCGCCGGGCACCCUAUGCGCCGCACUAUAUGUUGACGACGAAAUGUGGUAUAGGGCGAGAAUUUUAUCAAACACUAUUGCCGGGAUCGAACUCUUAUUUAUCGAUUAUGGCAAUUCGUGCGUUAGCAGCAGCCUCCGACAACUACCAGAGGACCUCUUGGUAACUCCGCCGCUAGCUCAAAAGUGUUGCCUACAAAAACCGGAAGGCAUCCCAUAUUGGAGCAAGGAGGCUCAAGCGAAAUUCUCGACGCUCUCUGCCGAUGGGCAAACUAUCUUCGAAAUGAAAAAAGUGACCACUGGAGAAACGGCCGUGGUCGAAUUGCUGCUUGACGGUGAAAAUAUCAUGCCAAAAAUCCUUCCCGAGACUGAAGACGGUAUGCUGACACAGUUCGAAACGUUGACCAAGUUUAACGUGGCGAUAAAUGGAGAAUCGUUGCCGAAUACGGUUAGUUUGGAGCCGAUGCCCGGCAUGGAAUGGGACGAAGAGUCGGAUAAGAUGUUUUUGAAAUUGUAUCCCGAAGGCUCCAUAUUUCAAGUGGAAAAAGUCGGUGAAGCUUUCGUGCGUUUAUAUAAAGAUGGCGCCGAUAUCAGGACACGUUUGGGCGGUGUAAAAAGUAACAAUCUAAACCUUUCAAACAUUCAGACUGACAGUGUGGAUCAAGUCAUUGACCACCAAGCAGGCGGUGAUACUGCCGAACAUGAGCAUUCCAGUGAUAAAAGUGAGAUAGCCAGUGAAGAACCCCAGCUAGAAAAAUUGCCCGAGUAUGAAGUCGAUUCCGGGCAUGAUUCUCAGCAUGAAGAAGUUACUAUUGAGGAAGAGAAAAAUGAAGCAGUAGCAGAAAUUGAGGUGCCAAAAGAAUCCAAAAAUGAAGCAGUGGCAGAAAUUGAGGCGCAAAAAGAAUCCAGAAAUGAAGCAGUGGCAGAAAUUGGGGCGCAAAAAGAAUCCAAAAAUGAAUGCCAGAAUGAGGCGCAAAAAGAAACCGAAGCUGCAUGCCAGAAUGUUGAAAAUAGCAAGGAUAUUACUAAUGACGCCAACAUUUUACCUGAAGAGGCCUCAACACAGCUCCCUGAUGGAUCUAGUCUGGACAAACAUACCGAAAUAGUUUUACCAAACCCAGAGUCGAGACCGCCAAGCGCUUUGGACGACAGGCCACGUAGCGCGGCCUCUCGACGAAGCCACGAUAACAAAAUCGUUCCGGGGGCCAUCUCGAGACCCCACAGUCCCUUUUUAGAAAGUGAAAAUACGACCAACGGCUCGAGUAGCCGACCCUCCAGUUCUGCCGGUAGAAGGUCAGGGAGUCACGACGAUAAGAUCGUACCUGCUUACGUGUCCAGGCUAUUGUCCAGCGAUGGUGAGAAUGUUGAGUAAACAUUGUAAAUAAGACUUUAAUGUUAUAUGAUAUUGCGCUUUUUUAAAACUUGUACAUAUAUAUUAUUUACGUUAUACAGAAAGGCGUUAUCGCUUUUGUUUAAGUGAUCUGUUGGAUACUUUUUACCAUUUUUUUAAAAAUUGAAUCUUAAUGCAGCUAAGAUUUAUUUAUGCAAAGUCUUAAAUCAGUUUGUUAAUUUAGUACUUUCUUUCGUUCUUUCGUUGUUUAGUUUUUAAGAAAUGCUUGUUUUUUUAUAUCCUAAUUAAACUUGGGAUCUAUGCAGAGAUAAAGUCUUUUAAUUUUUGG
Molecule: messenger RNA, 6942 nt
Organism: Anthonomus grandis grandis
Lineage: Eukaryota; Metazoa; Arthropoda; Insecta; Coleoptera; Curculionidae
Product: maternal protein tudor-like
Exons: 30
Coding region: 177-6635 (2152 amino acids)
Source: RefSeq, a predicted model, not a curated record